Molecule: messenger RNA, 7279 nt
Organism: Conger conger (European conger)
Lineage: Eukaryota; Metazoa; Chordata; Actinopteri; Anguilliformes; Congridae
Gene: lin7c
Product: lin-7 homolog C (C. elegans)
Exons: 5
Coding region: 133-738 (201 amino acids)
Biological process (GO): protein localization to basolateral plasma membrane; neurotransmitter secretion; maintenance of epithelial cell apical/basal polarity
Cellular component (GO): synapse; cell-cell junction; basolateral plasma membrane
Molecular function (GO): L27 domain binding
Source: RefSeq, a predicted model, not a curated record
CGAUGAGGUGUGAACGCCGUGGGAACAAAAUAACGUUAGCCUAUCUUUAGUUGGAGGCAGGGUGGAUUUCACUAGAAAAAGAUUUCUGUUUUGAGCUUUUCCCAGGCGGAGAUAGUGGACAUUACGGUGAAAAUGGCUUCGUUGGCUGAACCUGUCAGACUGGAAAGAGACAUCUCCCGGGCCAUCGAGCUGCUGGACAAGCUCCAGAGGACAGGGGAGGUCCCGCCCCAGAAGCUGCAGGCCCUGCAGAGGGUCCUCCAGAGCGAGUUCUGCAACGCUGUGCGAGAGGUAUAUGAACAUGUCUAUGAGACGGUGGACAUUAAUAGCAGCCCAGAGGUCAGAGCCAAUGCUACUGCCAAGGCCACGGUGGCGGCGUUUGCGGCCAGUGAGGGUCACUCCCACCCCCGGGUCGUGGAGCUGCCCAAGACCGAGGAGGGCCUGGGCUUCAACAUCAUGGGCGGAAAGGAGCAGAACUCACCCAUCUACAUCUCCCGCAUCAUCCCCGGGGGCAUCGCCGACCGACACGGAGGCCUCAAGAGGGGCGACCAGCUGCUGUCCGUCAACGGCGUGAGUGUGGAGGGUGAGCAUCAUGAGAAGGCUGUGGAGCUCCUGAAGGCUGCCCAGGGCACCGUCAAACUGGUGGUGAGGUACACCCCCAAAGUGCUGGAGGAGAUGGAGUCCCGCUUCGAGAAGAUGAGGUCCGCCAAACGCCGGCAACAGAAUAACUAUCCGCAGUAGCGUCCUGGCUCCUACUGAGGGUCCCCCCACCCUUCCCCCUCACAUUCCUCCUCAGCCUUCACUCCCUCUGCCCCCCUCCACACUUUCGCAUGUUAUUAUGUGCAUUAUAGUUAUCUGAUGCCAAUGCCUCUGCCUUGGAAUAUGUACUUGGGAAUUUAACAAGAAUUUUUCUGAUAAUUGUUUCUUGGAAAUGUAUAAAUCUUUUAAAUUUAGGCUCAGCACAGCAUUUGCUAGACACUUAAGGGGAAAGGGUUUUUUUUAAAUCAACGGAUACUGUAUAACUUUGCUCUGAAAUGUAUUCGAACAACAAUAACGAGAAAGAAAGCUCAGAUUUAGCACUUUGUACAAUCUAAAAAAAAGAAUAAUAAUUCAGAGUAUAUAAAUUGUCACCUGGCAGCAAGCAGAAUUUCACUGAAUGUUACUAGGGAAAGUAAGAUUGGUCUGAAUUUUUAUCUGUUUUUUCUAGUCUUUUUAAUGAUUGUUGAGCUUUUUAACCUUGAAGAUUUCAGCUGUCCCUUUCUGGAUAGAUAUUGUUGAAAUAGGCCUGUACAGUUUGUGUUGUAAUUGUACACUGUAGAAUGUCUUCAUGGUCAGUUUUAUUUUCCACAAAUGUUUAAUUUAUUUUCCACAAAUGUGCUGUUUUUGGUGUUUCAUUUUCAUCCACUGUAAACUGUAGAUGUUUCUUACUUCCCAAAAAUGACACUAAAAGGAUGAGGCAAAAUGGAUGCAAUUAGGUAAUUUCCUGAGAAGGCACUAACUGCCAUGCUGUGCAGAGAUUCAUGAGAGCAGAUGAAUCAUGGAAUGGUAUUCAGUGAAUUACGCACAUCCUCCUGUAGAUGCCUUCUUCACUUCGUAUGCACGCACUCAGUGUUCCAUUAGUCUACACAGUCAGUCUGCUGGAAGGGAGCACUGAACUUAUGCGAGGGAACAAACACUCAGUAACCACUUCAUUAGGUAUUAGACUUAGUGGGUGGUCUUCUGCUGCUGUAGCCCAUCCUCUUCAAGGUUCUUUGAGAUGCCCUUCUGCAUACCACUGUUGUAAUGUGUGGUUAUUUGCGUUACUGUCGCCUUCCUGCCAGCUUGAACCAGUCUGGCCUCUCUCAUGAACAAGGCUUUUUCACCCACACAACUGUCACUUUGUUUUUCGCAUUAUUCUCUAUCAACUCGAUAGACUAGUGUGCAUGAAAAUUCCAAAAGCACAGCAGUUCCUGAGACACCCAAACCAGCCCGUCUGGCACCAACCAUCAUUCCACAGUCAAAGUCACUUGGAUCACAAUUCUUCUCUCAUUCUGAUGUUUGGUCGGAACAACUGAACCUCUUGACCAUGUCUGCAUGCUUUUUUUCCAUUGAGUUGCUGCCACAUGAUUGGCUGAGUAGAUCUUUUUAUUAACAAGUUGGCCUACAGGUCUAGUAAAGUGGUCACUGAGUGUAAUUGUAAUCAACAUCUGCAUUCAGGAACUACCACAAAUAACUCUGUGAUGCUCAUUAUGUUGCAUUUUGAAUGAACUAUUUGGAUCAGGUUGGCUAUUGGCUCCUGGACAUUUAGCAGCCAUCACAACAAAGCUACAUUUAAAAGAGAAUGAAGAAACUCAUAAAUGUAUCAUACGUUUAUCGAGAUGCAGAUUACAAGGUAUAACUGAGUACCUGCUCUCGACCACUCGCAGAUUAUAUAAGUUUGCUUUCAUAAAAUGGAAGUAUCCAUUUUUGUGUUUAAACUAAAACUGGAUAUGCAUUCGAUGUGAAAUCCUGAAUCUGAUGACACUAUAUGUCUGGGCAUUUAAAGGUUUCAUUUUAGUGUUGAAGAAUGGCUUUUUGGUUGAGAACUGCUGCCAGUAUGAAGUUCAGGUUAAACUCUUAUCUGACAAAAAGCUGCUGAGUUGCAGAAAAGUUUUUAAAUUGUGUUUAUUCUUGCAACCAAGACAUAACUGAUAAAGCCAUUUAUUCAGCUUAUGCUGCAUUGUAUACAUGGUGUUUUCUGAUUGAUAUAAACUGUAGAACAGAUGGAAAGAAAAGCCUUAGUGUCAGUUACCAGUACUUUGGUUCCCGCUUCAAGAUUUUAUCAGUUUUGUGGAAUGACUGUUCCCAGGAUGCUUGGAGGUGAAAGCAGCUGUGUACUAUAAUGGUUAGGGAAAUGGGCAGCGCAGCUAUGUACUAUAAUGGUUAGGGAAAUGGGUUUGGGUUUGAUGCUGGUGUAGUAAGGAGCUUAAUCUGAAUUGCUUCAGUAAAAUAUCUGACUGUAUGUAACAAUUGUGGUCUGUGUAAUUCACUCUGGAUAAGAGGAUUUGCUAAUUGCCAAAAUGUUGUGUAAUGUACUUUGUCAACUGAGCAUACAUGCUUGGAUUUAUAUGCAGUUGUUGUAAUUAGUGAUUUACUCUUUACAUAUCAGAUGCAUGUACUUUUCCUUUGUGACCUAUUGUACAUGGAUCAAUGGAUUUUAUCUGUUGAUCAUGAUCAAACGAUGAUCUCCUCAACCACUGAAACAUGACUGUUAAACUUCAUAUCCAGGACAUUUCCUGGACAACUGAAAUAAUUGUGCAGUCUUCUCUGGAAGCUUUUCAGUGACUUAAUUAAAUGCAAUCGCUACAGCAACACAUAGUGAAAUGUAAUGAGGGUUUUUGACAGAACACGCAAAGGAAUGCAAUGUAAUAUGCCUUCUGUUUUUAAAUAUUGUGUGAUAACCCUUGUUUAAAAUGAUUCUCCCAAAAUUCUCCCAAAGACUUCAAUCCAUCCAGCUUUGGGGGGGGGAAGGAAUAAAUAAUUGCCUCCAAGAUUUGAAGAAUGGGUUGCUUUAGAAAUGUUUUGAGGCAUCAGAUGUUUUAUAGCUAGGUAUAUGUGCCGACUGGCAUUAAACAAUGUGAGUGACCUUGUAGCUUGUGUUGUUGUAACUGCUCGAAUUAGUGAUCUGUAGCCUGACCCAUAUUACAUUACAUGAUAGUCAUUUAGCAGACGCUCUUAUUCAGAGCAGUGUACAAUAAAGUGCAAAUCAUAACCAGGGACAAGUGUGCUGAAAACCCUAGAGGGAAGUCCUGGUGUGAUCAUAUAGAUUAACUUGAACCCUUGUAGAAUAAUCAGAUGACUAUCCAAGUAGCAAUACCAUAGUUGGCAGCUAGAAUACCAAGAAUAGUAAAAUAAUUAAAUGCGAGAGCAAUUAUUACAUAUAGCAGACACAAAGCGUACAUGGCUAAUUAUAGCAUUGAGGUAGGGAGGGAAAGGUGCAGCCUGACAAGGUGAGAUUUAAGACUGCACUUGAAAGUGGACAAAGACUCUGUUCUGACAUCCACAGGAAGGUCAUUCCACCACCGUGGGGCCAGAACAGACAGCAGUCAUGACCGGGAAGUGCAGGUGGGGCGAGGGGGAGGUGCCAGGCAUCCCGAGGUAGCGGAACAGAGAGGUCAGGCAGCCGUGUAGGGUUUGAUGAGCUUUUGGAUGUAUGCAGGGGCUGAUCUCUUAACUGCCUGGUAUGCAAGCAUCAAAGUUUAAAAUUUAACAGGCAGUCAGUGGAGGUUUCUGAGCAGGGGGGUGAGAGUGUCUGGGGACAUUGAAUACCAGACAAGCCGCAGUGGUCGGGAUCACUUGUAGGGGUCUGAUGGCGGAUGCUGGAAGGCCAGCCAGCAGAGAAUUGCAGUAGUCCAGGCGGGACAGGACCAUUGCUUGGACAAGGAGCUGGGUCGAGUAGGUGGUGAGGAAGGGACGGAUUUUGGACUCUAACAGUCAAGAGAGGAACUGCAGCCACAAAGGGCCUCAUCACAACACUGACUUUCCACAGUCUAUGAAUAUAACUAAUAUAAAGCGUUAUUAUUCAGUUCAGUGUUCUCAGUGUUUUUGAAAGCAGACAGUGAACAAUGUGACAGAGCCUGCCGUCUAUUCAUAGUGUUCUAGUAAGAAAAUGUUCGCCGAACAGGUGACUUUAUGAAAUGUUGACUUUAGUGUGCUACACAACACUAUAUUUUUUGUCUUUUUGAGGUUUUCACUUUAGCUAACCAACUAUAUUAUGAGCAACGUAUUUGGCUAUGUAACUAGCUGGAUAUAUAACUAAGAUAAUCUACCACAAACGAUGCAACUGUAACUUACAGUUUGAGACACAUAAAGGUUUAGCUAAACAUGCAUGAUUGGAUGCGUAAAGAGAUAAAAUGAACGUGUAGCUGCCCAAAUUGCACUCCAGACAAGCGAUCACUGAAACCCUGUAGACUAUUGCUUAUCUAGUUAGAAAAAAAUACCAGUUCGCUAUCAGUAACAACAACCAAAUUGGCUAUUACUAGUUAGCUUCCUGAAUUUACAAAUAUCCAUCUGAAGCACAAAGCUUGUGCAAUUGCUACUAUGUUCAUAUUGCCUAUAUUUUAUCGUGAGUGGAUAUUUGUAAAUUCGUCAGGCUAACUGUAGCUAAUGUGCUUAUUGCUACCGAUAACAAACUGGUAUUUUAUAAAAUGUGUAUUCUUCGCUUGGAUAAUAAACGAUAGUAUACACUUUCAGUGAUUGCUUGUCUGGAUUGCAAUUUGGGCAGCUACAUGAACAUUCAGAAUAAGCCCCCAUGCCAUUGGCUGUGGAAAUUAGAACCCAUGUUCAACCAAUGAGCUUGUUGUACAGCUGUACAAUGUUUUGGUACAGAGUGACGGCCUAUCAACUGUAUAUUUUGAAACGAUAGGAAGGGAUUUACAAUGUUCUUGUAACAAUGUUUUAACACAAAAAUCUUACCUAGUGUACCUUUAAGACAGACAAUGAUUGACCACAAUGAUGCAAAGCUUCCAGUUGGCACUAAAGCUAGCUGAUAAGCCUGUUCUGAUCAUUACAAACAUUACACUUUGAUUAUUCCUUUAUUUGCAUUGUUUGUUGCAGCUCUGCAGAAACAUUUAUAAAUGAAGGUGCAUUUUGCGUUUUAAAAAUAAACGUGAAAUACGGCUGUUAAUUUGCUUCUUGAGCAGCAUAAAAACCAGAGGCUUUUCUUUGUGCCAUUGUUGUCAAUCGUUAAUCAUUAUUUAUUUCCAGUUGUGCUGUAUGGGGUUGUUAUUUCAGCGAUCCGGCUCCAUCAGGUUCACGCUUCAGAUUGGGCGACAGUUGGUCCGGUUGGUUCGGUUCUGGCUUCUGAUUGGGCGAGAGCUGGUUGGGUUGGUUUGGUUCAGGCUUCUGAUUGGGCGAGAUGUGGUCUGGUUGGUUUGGUUCAGGCUUCUGAUUGGGCGAGAUGUGGUCUGGUUGGUUUGGUUCAGGCUUUUGAUUGGGCGAUAUGUGGUCUGGUUGGUUUGGUUCAGGCUUCUGAUUGGGCAAGAUGUGGUCUGGUUGGUUUGGUUCAGGCUUCUGAUUGGGCGAGAUGUGGUCUGGUUGGUUUGGUUCAGGCUUCUGAUUUGGCGAGAUGUGGUCUGGUUGGUUUGGUUCAGGCUUCUGAUUGGGCGAGAUGUGGUCUGGUUGGUUUGGUUCAGGCUUCUGAUUGGGCGAGAUGUGGUCUGGUUGGUUUGGUUCAGGCUUCUGAUUGGGCGAGAUGUGGUCUGGUUGGUUUGGUUCAGGCUUCUGAUUGGGCGAGAUGUGGUCUGGUUGGUUUGGUUCAGGCUUCUGAUUGGGCGAGAUGUGGUCUGGUUGGUUUGGUUCGCCUGAAAGACGCAGGCUUAGGCGGAUCGGCCCUCGUUUCUAGCCUGAUGCGGAACUCAAUCAAAUCAUUCAAAAUAUAUUACGAUUAGUUUUGUCUGUAUUCACGUUUCCAUUGUGUCCAUUUUGUCUUUUUUUUAGCUGAAGAGAAAAUUAAAUGUUGACUGGAAGCUGUAGUCAUCUUUGUUUAGGGUAAAAGAAUAUGAAGUUAUUCAGAAGGGAUCAGAUGGAGUGUGUUGGUAUUUGUUUUCUAAAUGUGUCAGGUGAAAAUUCUGUUAGAUAGUGUAUAUAAAAACGAAUUGCAUUAUAUGUACUGCCUUUUUAAAUGUUUUUACAACAAGACAAUGAACUUAAAAAAAUGUUGUCCUUGCCUGGAAUGUUUUUUGACAAAUAAUGUUAAGCUGUUAGUAAUGAACAAGAUUAAUUGCUUAACUGACCAAUCCUAUGCAAGACGCAUCACAUGAGAAUGAACUACUUUUUAUGUAGAUUUCGUUCAUAUUGCCUAUUUUCCUCAUCCUGACUUUCUCGAAUCUAGAAAAAUAUAAAAUGAUAAAAUUAAAAUUAAGCAAUGCAGUGCAUCUAUUUUUAGUUGGAGAGUCAGGUGUUUUAAUGUCUGGCAAGCUCAGAAAAGCCUGUCUGGAUUUUCCCUCAUGUUCAUAAAACAUUUAGUACUGUUCUAAAUUUAACAUGUCCCAUAAAUCUUUCACAGUGCUCACUUAAAAGUAUACUUGGGUUGGUUUUUGCGAUGAACUGAAAAGGCGCUGACAUGUUGAGAAGCAGUGAUGGGCAUGUCCUUCACAGAGCAGGUUUUCCCAAUGCCACACAAAAGAGCAAUAAAGGUCCAGCUUUCAUUUGUAAAACAACCAUUUGUUUUUCUUGUAUAAUCUCUUAUUGACAUUGGGCCUCCUUCACUUUCUUAAAUUCUUAUUACUUUUAUUCUUAAUAAAAGAAACAUGCCUAGACCUUC